AGCCCCUUAGUCUGGAUGAAUUCGGGUGGGGGAGAGAGAAACCACGAGGGAAAGGACCAAGCAGCUGGAAAUCCUUGAGUCCUGGGCUUCUGCUUUAAAGUUCUACCCUGGGAGGUGGGAUCUCUCGCAUGUUUCUUCUCGGAGGGGUGAAUCUUUGCCCAGUAAAUCUUGGAUGGAGUUUUAUUGUUCCAUCUAUAAUUCUGUUUUUGGGGAGGUAGUUAAACAUAGCAGCUAGGAAAGAUAUAUACAGGGAUCUGAUCUUGGCUGAUCUAUUUUUUUUUUUUAAAAAAGCAGGAUUAGUUACCAUUUGGAUUGGAGGCGCCAAGAAGUCUUCAGAUUAUAAACCUGAGUGGAAAAUUAAAAAAAGAAAGAAAGAAAAUCCCAGAAGAAGGCAGGGCCAAUUGUUUCUGUACUGUUGCCAAGAAAACGUGUAAGACAUAUCCCAAAAAAUCACCAGAGGGAAGGGAGUUCAAUCUCAAGGAGUCUUGAGAAUCCACUUACUUUCAAGAGGUGUUCUAUAAAAGAGAAUUCUCGACAGUUUAUGAAACGAGCAUGGAGAAUGAUGAAUUUCCGUCAGAGGAUGGGAUGGAUUGGUGUGGGACUGUAUCUAAUAGCAAGUGCUGCAGCAUUUUACUAUGUCUUCGAAAUCAAUGAGACUUACAAUCGACUAGCACUGGAACACAUUCAGCAACCACCAGAGAAAUUUAAACAAGAAAUCAGCUGGAUGCAUUCCUUAAAAACACGUCUUCUCUCUGUACCCUUUUGGCUAUGGGCCAUUAUCUUUUUAAUACCUUAUUUGCAAAUGUUCUUAUUUCUUUACUCAUGUACGAGGGCUGAUCCUAAAACAGUGGGCUACUGCAUAAUUCCUAUCUGCUUGGCUGUGGUUUGCAAUCGUCAUCAAACAUUUGCAAAGGCCUCCAAUCAAAUCAGCAGACUGCAGCUUAUUGACACGUAAGGAAAUCAAUGUGGCUUGCCCUCGCUCCUUCCCCCAUGGCUGGUUUUUGAUAAGUUGAAGAUCGGUUGAAUAUCUGAAAAGAACUUGAAAUUCUUUUUCUCAACAUUAACCUCUGGACAGAGCACCCACCAACCUUCUAUUUUUUUUAACGAUGCUUUUUAACUAUGGGAGUAAAAGUUCUUUGAAAACGGGGGGUAACAUUCUUCAUAUUUGCCUUACAAGCAGAAUUUCUACACUCCAUCUGAAGAUUUUAGAGUAAAUAUAUAUUUGAAACCCUAAUUCACUGUGCAUCUUUCAAAACUUCAAGUUUCCUAUAAGCAAAUUGCUGAAAAUUAAAUUUGCCUAUGUUUAUGUGUAAAUUUUGAAAUUAUUAUAAAAGUGGCAUUUGAGACAUUGUCCUUUCUCCUUUGAUGAUGUUGCACUAAAUAAAUUGGGAUUCCUUUUGCACAU
Messenger RNA from Thamnophis sirtalis, 1405 nucleotides. It is a transcript of the gene LYSET, whose product is annotated as lysosomal enzyme trafficking factor. Lineage: Eukaryota; Metazoa; Chordata; Lepidosauria; Squamata; Natricidae. The record is from RefSeq and is a predicted model, not a curated record.